GCAGCACGCGCUCAUCACAGCUUGAUCCGCAGCACCUGCGGCUCCUCAAAGGUCCCGCUCCCUCGCGUGCCACCGACCUCUCACUGUUCGAUCGCGAGCGGCACACUCGCCACGCAGCUCCGUGAUUGGCUCAAUCACGUGCCAGUUUACUUAGAGGCUCCGUUUCCCGCCAUCGCCCCCCUUAACGCGUGAGCGCGCGCAUCAGCACACGCCGCUAAUUUAUAAACCGAAUUAAGACAUCCUCUCCAGCCGUCAUGGCAGUCAGGCUGUGUGAUGUGGCUUCUCUUCUGAGAAGUGGCUCGUGGGCAGCCGAGCCGUGGACUGGGCAGGUGAUCGCUGCCAUGGAGACGCAGCUGUCCAAUGGGCUGAGCUGUACAUCCAACAACGGUCCCAACAGCGUCUCUAACAACUGCACGUCACCUGUGGAGAUGCCCAACGGUACCGAGGACAGUAAAACCAACCUGAUCGUGAACUACCUGCCACAGAACAUGACGCAGGAGGAGCUCAAGAGUCUGUUCGGCAGCAUCGGAGAGAUUGAGUCCUGCAAACUUGUGCGGGACAAAAUCACUGGUCAGAGUCUGGGUUAUGGCUUUGUGAACUAUGUAGAGCCCAAAGAUGCAGAGAAAGCCAUCAACACUUUAAAUGGUCUCCGACUGCAGACUAAAACAAUUAAGGUGUCGUUUGCUCGACCGAGUUCGGCCUCCAUUCGUGACGCUAACCUGUACGUGAGCGGUCUUCCUAAAACCAUGACCCAGAAAGAGCUGGAGCAGCUCUUCUCUCAGUACGGCCGCAUCAUCACCUCCAGGAUCCUCGUGGAUCAGGUCACAGCUGAAAUACAGUUUUUGUCUGUUUUUGGCAGUAGAUUCUCACCCAUGACCAUUGACGGGGUCACCAGCCUGGCAGGCAUCAAUCUCCCGGGUCACGCUGGCACAGGCUGGUGCAUUUUUGUGUAUAAUCUGGCGCCGGAUGCUGACGAGAACAUCCUCUGGCAGAUGUUUGGCCCGUUUGGUGCGGUGACUAAUGUAAAGGUCAUACGAGACUUCAACACAAACAAGUGCAAAGGAUUUGGCUUCGUGACCAUGACAAACUACGACGAGGCUGCUGUAGCAAUUGCCAGUUUGAAUGGGUACCGGCUCGGGGACCGGGUUUUACAGGUCUCCUUCAAGACAAACAAAACACACAAGGCCUGAUUGUGUGACAUUAUGCAAACGUGACUUUACAUAGAUGGCAGGAAAUAUUUCAUGUUUUUUUUUUGUUUUGUUUUCUUAAAAUAGUUUACGUUUUAAAACAUGCGUUUCAAGAUUUAAGUAGAAUAACAGCUGACUGUUUAAGUUUGUUUAUUUUGGUGUAUAAUGUCGAAGGUGACCUCCAUGAGGCUGAGAUGGAGAGCUUUCCCGUGUCGGUGUUCCCGUCUCUCCUCAUGAGCGUCUGCGGUGCAAUCCACUGCAUGUGUGUGCAUGAAUCUUUAGUUUAACUUUUUCAGUUUUCUUUGUGCUAAUGACUAUCUUUAUGUUAAAUAUUUAAAUAAGUAUAAAACAAGAUGUACAUGUUCUUUUCUGUUUGAAAUUUUUUAUUUUGUUUUUAUUGUUCAGUACAUCAAUAAACAUGUUGAAG
This is a messenger RNA of Sinocyclocheilus anshuiensis, 1614 nucleotides long. Its product is annotated as ELAV-like protein 2. Gene Ontology annotation, cellular component: ribonucleoprotein complex. The transcript is spliced from 6 exons. Gene Ontology annotation, molecular function: RNA binding. NCBI's taxonomy places the organism in Eukaryota, Metazoa, Chordata, Actinopteri, Cypriniformes, Cyprinidae. The record is from RefSeq and is a predicted model, not a curated record. Bases 255 to 1190 code for a protein of 311 amino acids.